This is a messenger RNA of Adineta ricciae, 1434 nucleotides long. NCBI's taxonomy places the organism in Eukaryota, Metazoa, Rotifera, Eurotatoria, Adinetida, Adinetidae. The record is from the annotation of a GenBank genome assembly.
AUGUCAAACCUCUACAUAUUAUACGAACAUGCAUCAGGCUAUGCAUUAUUUCGUGUUCGUGAAUUCGAAGAAAUCGGUAUGAGUUUACCUCAGGUUGAAGCAAGUGUAGUCGACUUGUCCAAGUUCGCUACGGUUGUUAAACUCGUGGCAUUUCACCCAUUUCAAUCUGGUGUUAAUGCACUCGAUAAUAUCAAUGCAGUUUCUGAAGGUUUGGUGCAUGAUGAUCUUCGAACAUUUCUCGAUACGAAUCUACCAAAAGAGAAGAAACGUGCUAAAAUGAGUCUUGGUGUGGCUGAUACACGUAUUGCAUCUGCGGUCAAUGAACUUUUCUCGAUUACAUGCCAACAUACGGGUGUUGUGCCUGAACUUUUACGAGGUCUUCGAUUACAUUUUCCAAAUUUAGUCAAAGGUCUCACAGAUCAAAAUCAGAACAAAGCCCAACUUGGUCUAGGUCAUGCAUAUUCACGUGCAAAAGUUAAGUUCAAUGUCAAUCGUGUGGACAACAUGAUUAUUCAAUCGAUUGCACUACUCGAUCAACUCGAUAAAGAUAUCAAUACAUUUGCAAUGCGUAUUCGAGAAUGGUAUGGAUAUCAUUUUCCAGAAUUAAUCAAGAUCGUACCAGAUAACUACACAUAUGCCCGUGUUGUUCAUUUGAUUAAAAACCGAAAAGAAUUCUCAAAUGAUCGAGAAGAAGAACUAGAAGCGAUUACAAUGGACAGUGGUAAAACAGCUGCUGUUUUUGAAGCAAUGAAAACAACAAUUGGUAUGGAUAUUUCACCAAUUGAUUUAAUCAAUAUCGAAUCAUUUGCUAAUCGGGUUAUUCAUUUAUUUGAAUAUCGAAAGAGUUUACAGGAAUAUCUACGAAGCAAAAUGGGACAAGUAGCUCCCAAUUUAGCGAUGUUAAUUGGUGAACAGGUCGGUGCUCGUCUUAUUGCUCAUGCUGGUAGUUUGACAAAUUUGGCCAAAUAUCCAGCGUCAACCAUCCAAAUCUUAGGUGCUGAAAAAGCUCUCUUUCGAGCAUUGAAAACCAAAGGUAACACUCCAAAAUAUGGUCUUAUCUAUCAUUCAUCACAUAUUGGCAAAGCUAAUACACAAAAUAAAGGUCGUAUUUCACGAUAUCUUGCCAACAAAUGUGCGAUUGCAUCACGUAUCGAUUGUUUCUCCGAGAUUCCAACGUCUAUUUUUGGUGACCGUUUGAAACAGCAAGUCUCCGAUCGAUUGAAAUUCUACGAUAGCGGAGAAUUGCCUCCUAAGAACGUCGACGUCAUGCAAUUGGCUUUACAAGAGGCUGAAACUGAACGGGAAGAAAUUUUAGCCAAAGAAAAGAAACGAAAGAAGAAAGAGAAGAAACGUCGAAAAGAAGCCGAAGCUGCAGCUAACGGAAACGGCACUGUUGCGCUCGAAGAAGGAGUUAACAAUAUGGAAGUGGCUUAA